Molecule: messenger RNA, 1434 nt
Organism: Talaromyces rugulosus
Lineage: Eukaryota; Fungi; Ascomycota; Eurotiomycetes; Eurotiales; Trichocomaceae
Exons: 3
Coding region: 1-1434 (477 amino acids)
Molecular function (GO): protein binding
Source: RefSeq, a predicted model, not a curated record
AUGUUACUGUCCGGACUAAUCUGUUCCACGGCUCUUGGGCUGGCAGCGUCUGUAGCCGGUCAGAUCCAGGCCCCUGCAAUCGCAGGCGUCGCUCCUCCCAUCUCCAAUGCGGAUCGACUGUACACUGGUGACCAAUCUUCCAACACCAUCACUGUCAUUAAGCCGCUUACUGGAGAGGUUCUGGGUACAAUAGCCCUGGGCAAACAGCGAUUAACUGAUGUUCUCAACCCGCAGUAUAUCCAAGCGGUCAACACCCACGGUCUUGGCUUCUCCCGGGAUGGCAAAUAUAUUGUAUCUCUGAGUGUCACGAGCAACACCGUCACUGUUAUCCGCUGCGUUGAUAACAGCAUUGUUUCUCAGACAUUUGUUGAUAGAAAUGCGCACGAGGCCUUUUUUGCGUCCGACAACCGUACAGUUUGGGUUGGAACUAGAGGCGUCGACCGCAUCGAUAUUGUUGACGGCAUUAACGGAGGUAUAGUUGGAUAUGUGAACACUGCAGGCGGACCUAGCAAAGUCCUGUUUAGCCCAGAUGGCAAACUCGCAUACGCAAACCAUAUUAGAUCGCCAACAGUCUCCAUCAUUGACGUUGAGACGCGAACCGUGGUCCGCAGCAUUACUGGUCUCGCAGACAAAUUUUCAUCCGAUAUGAUGCUGUCCGCCGACGGCAAGCGACUAUGGGCUGCGCAUAAAAUGGUGGACAAGGUGUCUGUAAUCUCGCUCCAGUCGAACAGGGUCGUCUCUGUUCUUGAGACUGGCCCAGAAACCAACCAUCCUAAUUUUGCAGACAUCAAUGGCACGACCCAUGGCUUUGUUACCGUCGCCGCCGAGAACUUGACUAGGGUUUACACACAACCUGACCCAGAGCACGCACCAGUCUAUUUGACUUCGAUCAAGGCCAACGUUAUUGAGCCACAUGGGCUCUGGCCAAGUCCUGACAAUUCGUACAUGUAUGUACUCGGCGAGCACUCUGAUGCCGUGGACUUUGUUGAUUUGUCCACAAUGCGCGUCACCAAAACCGUGCACAUUGGCCAGGAGGGCCAAGCAUUGGUUUAUGUUGCCGGGGCGGUUCCUGAAGGGUCCGGUGAUGGAACGCAGAAUCUGGGUCGUCAGGGUCUGUCUCGACAGCGUCCGUUGAACAAACUGCUUGUCGGCGAGACCCAUUCGGAUAAUGUUACGGCCACCGCGUUGGUUACUGUGCGACGUCAGGCGGGACUUGACAUGUUUCAGGUUAUUGGCAGAGGAUUAAAACUAAACACCACAUACACUGUGUCGGCGUCUUGUCUGCAGUGUAAAGCAGUCCGAAUCCCACUGGUUGAAUUCUCAGCUAGCACCCCGUCCGGGCCCGGUUGCGGGACAGCUCCACAGGUUCUUGCAUUUUUCAAGUUUAUCGGUGUUUAUAGUAUGGAGUCGCUGAAGUUGGUCGAGGUCUAUUAA